GCAGACAGCAGGAGUGAGGAAGUGAGUGUGUGUGGAGAAACAACGGGAGUGAGUAAGGCCGGGUGUGUGUAGACAGCAGGAGGGAGGAAGUGUGUGUGGAGAGACAGCAGUAGUGAGGAAGUGAGUGUGUGUGGAGAGACUAGCAGUAGUGAGGCAGUGAGUGUGUGUGGAGAGACAGCAGAAGUGAGGCAGUGAGUGUGUGUGGAGAGACAGCAGAAGUGUGUGUGUGUGCACUGCAGAGACUAGCAGUAGUGAGGACGCUGGUGAUGCGCUUGUUUUUGGCUUGUUUUUCACUCAUCAGUAGCGGGGGGGUUUUUAUGUUAGAGUUGGCAACACUGCCUGGACUGCCAUCUCCUUCUUCUGGGCCUGGGGAAAAGAAGAGUAUUAAACAUGAAGGUGAUAAUCCUGGCUGCUGGUUACGGCACAAGGCUUCUUAAAGAUUUGCAUAAAGCGAACCAAGAAGCAUUUAGAACUCUUAUUGGUAUCCCCAAGCCAUUACUUCCCAUUGGAGGGCUUCCUCUGAUUUCUUAUUGGAUAGAGGCCUUCAGAGCAAUAGAGGACACAACAGGCAUUUUUGUCAUUACCAAUGACAUCUAUUACAAUAAAUUCAAAGAAUGGGUGGAAAACUACCCAUGUGUCACAUUAAUUAGUGACGGAACUACCAAUAAUGAGGAGCGUUUAGGUGCUGUCUCUUGCCUCCAGCUGAUUAUUGAGCAGUUUACAAUUGGUGAUCAGGUCAUUGUCAUUGGAGGGGAUACCAUAUUUUAUGAGGAUUUUCAUCUACAGGAUGUUAUCAGGAAAUACAAAACACUUUACCAAGGUGACAAUGAGGCAAACCUGGUCUUAUCGUACAUUUGCAAGGAAGAAGAAACAAGUAAAUAUGGCAUCUUGGAAACAAAUGAAAGCCAGAGAAUCACAGCUGUAAAGGAAAAGCCACCGGCCACGGAUACAGCAUCAAGACAAGCAUGUCCUUGUUUUUACGUGUUCUCUAAACACACUCUACCAUUUGUACAACAGUUCCUGACUGAAAAAAAGGAAUCACCAAUAGAUGAAAAAGAUGCUCCAGGUCACUUUCUGUCUUGGCUUGUGACAAGGAAACCAGUUUAUAUUUACCCAAUAUCUGGCCGCUUCGAUGUUGGAAACUUGGAGUCCUACAUAACCUGCAAUCAAUAUUUUCAAGAGAAGAUAAAAAAUGUACCAAAUUAUCUUCAGUGACCAAGUGUAAAAUGUUUCCAGUGGAUCCAACGCCAAUAUACAAAAUACCAGACCGGUCAUUUUUUUCCAUUUUCUGGGAAUUUGUGCAAUACUAGUAAUCUGUGUCUUUUUCAUAAAAGAUUAUAUUCAGGAUUAAGGCCCAGACUUAUCAAAGGAGAGAGAGAAAGAGAGAGAGAGAGAGAGAGAGGAGAAAUAAAGAACCAACCAAUCAGCUCCUGUCACUUUAGAGCAGUGGUUCUCAAACUCGGUCCUCAGGACCCCACACAGUUCAUGUUUUCCUGGUCACCUAGCAGGUGCACAGGUGUAUUCAUUACUCACUGACCCAUUUUAAAAGGAUGCACAGGUGGAGCCUAUUAUUUAUUAGUGAUUUUGUGAGGAGACCUGGAAAACAUGCACUGUGUGUGGUGCUGAGGGCAGAGUUUAAGAACCUGUGAUUUAGAGACUGUUUGAAAAAUGACAGAAGCUGAUUGGUUGGUACUUUAUUUCUCCUUCCACUUUCUCUCUCUCCAUGCUAUGAUAAAUCUGGGCCUAUGAUAUUAAAAUAGGUUUCAGAAAACAAAUGUAUUUAUCAAAUGAUUUUUAUUAAAUGUAAAAUCAUUACAAUAAAAUUAAAUUUCUUUGCAAACAUCA
This is a messenger RNA of Pseudophryne corroboree (corroboree frog), 1845 nucleotides long. RefSeq names its product glucose-1-phosphate thymidylyltransferase-like. The record is from RefSeq and is a predicted model, not a curated record. Lineage: Eukaryota; Metazoa; Chordata; Amphibia; Anura; Myobatrachidae. Gene Ontology annotation, biological process: biosynthetic process. Bases 391 to 1215 code for a protein of 274 amino acids. The transcript is spliced from 9 exons.